Rotaria sp. Silwood2 is the source of this 516-nucleotide messenger RNA. Lineage: Eukaryota; Metazoa; Rotifera; Eurotatoria; Philodinida; Philodinidae. The record is from the annotation of a GenBank genome assembly.
AUGCAUUGGAAUAUCGGAGUGAUUUCGAUAUUUCUUUGUACUAUAAUAAUUGUUUUUGGACGUCGAGAUUUAUUUGAAAAAAAAUGCAAACGAAAAUGUGAUACUGCUGGAGGUUCACUCGAAUGCUGGAAAGAAACAACAGACGGUUUUGCUUAUGGUUUAUCUACAGCUAUGAUUGAUUUUUGUCAAGAAACUUGGUAUAAUAUUAGUCGUGAAAUACUCGCAGAACAAAUUGAAAAAUAUGAACUUGAUGAAGAAGUUCAACAACUAACAAAAGAAAAUAUCGAACAAAUUGCAAUGUCUCUAUUAGAUAAUUGUUUUUAUGCUUCAUCAUCUAUUACUUCCCUUGAACCAUCAUGUCCAUCAUGUUCAGAAGCACAAACAAAACUAAUGAAACAAUGGGGUAUUGCAUCAAUAAUUCUUAUCUCAAUUGGUUUAUUACUUGUUUUUAUUGUUUUAAUUUUAUUUGCUUUCUAUAUUUAUUAUACUCGUCGCUCAUAUAUAUCAAUUAAAUAA